Molecule: messenger RNA, 1113 nt
Organism: Pichia kudriavzevii
Lineage: Eukaryota; Fungi; Ascomycota; Pichiomycetes; Pichiales; Pichiaceae
Exons: 1
Coding region: 1-1113 (370 amino acids)
Source: RefSeq, a predicted model, not a curated record
AUGUUGAUUGCAGCCCCACUGUUCCUGUUCAGGUCAUGGGUUUACACAUUUAUCAGUGUGGUAACUGCUUUAUUGGUGCUAUUACCUAGUUCGGUGAUUAUAUAUUUACAUUUCCAAAGCACGUUGGUUCCGCAAUCAACACCGAUUAUGAAGUUGCAAUUUCAAUAUAUUGAUAAUUCGGGGCCCUUUUCCCUGUACAAUUUAUCAGAAUCUGCCAUAAGUCAGGUAAAACCAUGGGAAGAUGCAAACAAAAAUAUUUUUACACACAUCGAGCAAGUGUUAACUAUCCACAUGAAAUAUUUGAAACUGACCAAUGGGAAUGAGAUUGGUGGUAUUAGGUUGAGUGUAUUAAACAAUUCUGCAAUGCCAGAAUUCAAGAAAUCAACAUCCUUUGAUAAUAGAAAAGUCUGGCCUUUUAAAAGUAUCAAUGAAAAGAAUAACGAGCUAACCAUAUUUCGUGCAGACCGAAAGUAUAAGUCAUGGAAUGAAAUAAUUGGGAAAUCUUUUGCUAAAAAUGUACCAUUUCUAAGUUCCAUAGAUGAAAAUAUAAAUAAAAAAAUAAGUGGGCUAUUAGACUAUAUAAUGCCACGAUGGACAAUUCAAUUAUUGGUUCCUGAAGGUUUACAAUACUUGUUUUCUUGGAAUAACCUGAGAGAUGUGUUUACCAAACGAGAUGAUUUCAAAAGGGGCGAAUUUGAUUUUCAUAGUAGUAAUAACAUUAAUAAGAAUAAAUAUCUACAAACAUAUGACUUGAUGGAAACCUUUGGAGAAUUUGAUAACUUCAACAUACAUACGUUCUCAACCGGCUUUAUCUUAUUUGAGGGACAGCUGAAAUACCAAGACAUCAAUGAUACGAGCUUAUUAGUUGAGUUGGACACUGACGAUGUAUUUGUUGUCAAUGCUUAUGCUAAGUUAGAAUAUGUUUUAAAGGGAAUAAGAUGGUGGGUCUACUGGUGGCCAGGAAUGUGUUUCCUUUUUGGAGUGGGGUUUAUCUGGGCUGUAUCUCUUUCUACAUGUUUAUCAGUUAGUUGGGGUGGCUAUAUUUUGUGGAACAUUUUUAUGAAAAUGUUUGACUCAACGCAAAAGUCCUCAAGCAGAUAUAUAAGGGAUUGA